Sodiomyces alkalinus F11 is the source of this 528-nucleotide messenger RNA. RefSeq lists its product as hypothetical. NCBI's taxonomy places the organism in Eukaryota, Fungi, Ascomycota, Sordariomycetes, Glomerellales, Plectosphaerellaceae. Bases 1 to 528 code for a protein of 175 amino acids. The transcript is spliced from 5 exons. The record is from RefSeq and is a predicted model, not a curated record.
AUGCCCGAAGUGUCUUCCAUAGCAGCUUCAUUAUCCACGACCAAGAUACUGCGUCAGGCCUCCACUAGGGUGCUUGUCUUGACCCAAUCUUGUUCGAGCUUGAGCUCGAAAUACGUUGCAACUUUGCAUCCCGUCACUCACGAGUUGGUGCACCCUUCAUCCAAGGCACCCGUCCGAUUGCUGGUGCGCGACUGUCGCGAAGCCCCGAUACAACCGCCCAUUCGCUGCGUCCAGACACAACAGCAAAGCGAGCCCACGGCGUCGGAUACGGAUCCAUCCGCCAGCCAUUCCCUGACCGGCGAUCAACCGUUGCGCCCAAUUCACACGGCCAAGUCCAAGUCCCACGAGACCCACAUCACUGAGGAACAACAUCAACUCCCUACCUUACUGACGCAAAGGGGACCUCAGAGGCGCACAGCUAUUCCCCGUCCCCCCAACCGUCUGCUUUGCUGCCUAGUCAUCAAUCCUAGACCAAGAGCCAAGGUCACAUUCCCAGUUCAGGCAAGACACCGCACACGGGCCCGUUAG